Messenger RNA from Contarinia nasturtii (swede midge), 1132 nucleotides. RefSeq lists its product as uncharacterized. The coding region runs from base 228 to 617 and encodes 129 amino acids. The transcript has 4 exons. NCBI's taxonomy places the organism in Eukaryota, Metazoa, Arthropoda, Insecta, Diptera, Cecidomyiidae. The record is from RefSeq and is a predicted model, not a curated record.
UCCUCUGACUACUAGUGAUUAAAAUGGUUCUACUCACUUGUAAAUUUAAGUAAACCUAAGUAUAAAUUGGGAUCGUUUCACAUAAUGCUUUCAUUUCGGUUUCUUUUGUAAUGAAAAAUUGUUCAAUUUCAAUCGAAAUAAACUGAAUACGUUCAAAAAAACAAAAAGUGGUGAAAUUACUAUAUUAUUCUAUUAUUAAAGUUUUGUAUUUAUUUUUAAAAAAAAGUAUGAAAUCAAUAACACCGUUAAUUUUAGUAAUAUGUUUAAUUUCAUUUUUUUGUGAUGGAAUGACGGUUGGCACAAUUACUAAGGACAUUCAAAAUACUGGAGAAUCUCCAGAAUCAAGCCGGAAAAUAAAAAAUCCGAACGACGAUCCAGACAAUUUACUGAAAGAAAUUUUUUCGGAUGAAAAAAUAGUGAAUUUUCUAGCACUUCAUGGAAUUGACAAAACAAAAGUCCCUAAUUCGCCAUUGUUGCAGUAUUUUCUUUUGGUUAACAUUAUGCAAGAGAAACGAAGUAUCGAUUAUACACAUCGAUUCGGAAAGGGAUCAAAUGAGAAUAUCGAGCAACAAAAGUCAUAUGAUGUUAUCUUCACGCCGCGAAUGGGCAAACGGUAGGAGCAAAAUAGUCGAAAAGGGGCUAUAAAGGGCUAUGCCAACUGGGUGCAUGCGUAUCACUGCAAUCUAUUAAUACAAUGAACUAAAUCUCUUGAAAACGUCAAUGGAAGAGUAUGUUUUUCUGAGUUGUAGUACGAUAAGCGAGAGUAUGUAUUUCCAUGGUAAAUAAAAUGUCUUACAUCCGUAAGACGAACUUGUCUGCAAUGUGGUGCACGACAUGUAUUAGCAUUUAUUACAUAUCUUUUGCUGUAAAUUUGAAUCUACGAGAUAAAUGAAUCUGACGACAAGUAAUCUUCGACACAAUUUUCAUACAAAAAUUACUAAAAAUGUGAAUUUUUGUAUGGGAUGGCCUUUAUAAUAUCGUAAUGAUGUAUUGGGACUAAAACUUAAUAACGGGAACUUGACGCUAGUUGUCACCACUUGUAAUUGUGUCGUAGUAUAUCAAUGAAAUAUAUGUCAUUUGAAAGUGUCAUUCAACAGCUGUCAAAACAGUAAAAACAAAUAUUUUAUCUUGA